Colletotrichum higginsianum IMI 349063 is the source of this 6666-nucleotide messenger RNA. RefSeq names its product chromosome segregation ATPase. The transcript is spliced from 2 exons. NCBI's taxonomy places the organism in Eukaryota, Fungi, Ascomycota, Sordariomycetes, Glomerellales, Glomerellaceae. Bases 1 to 6666 code for a protein of 2221 amino acids. The record is from RefSeq and is a predicted model, not a curated record.
AUGGCUCCCGUGGAGCGUGAAGCUUCGAGAGAUGCGGAUCGCCCGCUGAGACAUCAGCAUUCAAUGUCCUCUGAUCAAGGCAGAGCCCUAGUACCUAUGUGGGAUAGCUCAGAUCCCGACAGGGCACCGCCGCCCUUGCCCUUGAAUCCGCAGUCGCCCGUCACAACCUCUAGAAAAGGGACAUCGGCUGCCAUCCAGUCUGCUCAUGCGGCCUUGACUGAAAGAGCGCGCGAAAGCGCCAUGGUCCCUGGCCCGUUGACGAAGCGUAGCACCGACAUCUCACCGGAGCGCUCUCUUAUCAAAGGAUCCCAUCAUAAGCGAAUGCAGUCGCUGCAACCAGGAAGCGUCAGGGACCUUAGCUUACUUCUUGAGAGUGGUCAGCAGUCCAACCCCCCGUCACCGACAAAGUCUCCCGAGCGAACGACCCGACCCUCAACUCCUGGAGCCAACAGAAGGGACAGCUUUGCCGACUCGAGGAGAGACAGCUUCGCAGAUAGCAGAAGGGAUAGCUUCGUUGACUCGAGACCGACGGAGAGGGAGGCCACAACACCGUCCUCAGUCACGAGCCAGACGCCAGCUGUGCGCCCGGCGAUCAAGAGACAACAACAGAGUAUCUUGGGCGAAAACCCUCCUCCACAAUCUGCGACCAUGCUUGCCAUACAGAAUAUGCCGCUUCAGGUCCAACAAGAAAAUGAGAACGCCCUUGGAAAUGUAGCCAGCGGCUCCAUCAACGCUGUCGUAAGAGCUCCUCAGCAGGUCGAGGCUCUCUCGGGGCAGAUCUUGAGUCUCACCAGUAUUGCCACAGCUCUGCAAAAGGACAUGGCCCAACUGAGUCGACGAAGUCGGGACAAUGCGACUGACUUGCUGAGCCUGAAGGAGGCCACCAAAGCCCGGGACGAGGAUAUUCGCAAAAGCCUGCGCGAACUCAUCAACAAUGCUCAGGACGCCGCCGCAAGCAGCAGGCCGAGCUCCCGAGACCCCUUCGUCAACAGCUUGUUCCUCGAUAGCAAGCCUCACCACACGUCUCCACCCCCGAGCAAGACCGCCCGCCCCUUUUCCCUGCCCAGAAUUCCAUCACCCAACAGCUUUGCAGCAUCAAUCGACCGAGACAACUUGAGCACGCCCUCACUAUGCAACUCAGAAUCUCCGGCCACAAUAGCCAUACUUGACAAAAUCAUCAAAGACAUGGGCACAAAGGAGGGUCACGACCUUCUUCUUGCUCGUUUGACAGACGUUGCCGAGAAGCUAGCUGGCGUUGCCCCGGCAUCGAAAGUAGAUGAGCUCAUUCAGCUCGUCAAAACCAAGUCGGACGAUGCUAUGGUAGCCCGAGGCGGUGGCGGUGGAGGGGACGGCAGCUCUAAGCGACCCCGCGCAGCUGGCUUCGACGAUGAUUCUAACAGCAUGGACUUCGACUUUGACCCCGGAUACGCCAGUCAGCUGACCCAUCGAUCCGAGAGAGCAUUGCACAAUGAACCUUCCGCACGUAACGCGGCCCUGUCCGCUAACGCCUCAGAGCUUGUCAGCGACGAAGUGCUCAAGAUUAUCCGCACUGUCAAGGACAGCGUUGCCCAAGGAGGCGGCUUGACUGCAGAGGUAAAGGCUCUAGUUCGUGAGCUUCGUGGCGAGGUUCUGGGCAUGGGGAGGGAGAUCGGCAGGAGACUGGACGAAGUCAAUACACAGCCCAUGUCUGCCGAGCCAUCAGCCAACAACGAGAACAUCUCAAGGAUCGUCCACGAGGGUCUCGAUCAGAUGAGAGAGCACAUGGAUGAGCUUCUCCGUGAGCACCGCCGCCAGUCUUCUGCCUCUGCGUCGUCAAGAGCAACCGCGGUUGACUACCAGGAAAUUUAUAACGCCAUGAGAGCGGCACUCCGAGACUCGCAGGCCUCGCAGCAGAAAGAGCCCGAUCUACGCCGGGAAGAUGUCAUUGAAGCUGUGAGGGUUGCCUGGGAGAGCUACAAGCCAGAGAUCGAAACCCAUGAUCCGGGACUCGGACGAGAAGAGAUCUUGGAAUAUCUCAAGGAGGGCCUACAGGACUACGUCGGCCAGGACGAACAACCUGUUGGAGCCUCUCGAGAGGAGGUAUUUCAGGCUGUGGUCGAAGGUCUCAAGCACUUCUCACCGCCGCGCGUGGAUACGCCCGCCAGCCUUUCCCGGGAUGAGAUUCUCGAAGCUGUCCGCGAAUGUUUGGAGGAGUUUGAGUUUCCUGUUGCACCCUCGGCGUUCACCCAGGAACUUACCCGCGACGACAUGCUUCAUGCGGUCAAAGAAGGCCUGAGCGGAUACGAUCUUCCAACCGCCGGGGCUCUUGUCCCUCACCAACACAACAACGAGGAGAUCGUCACUCGACUGCAGGAUAUUCUCGAUUACAUGCGUGGCGAGUUCCGCGCUGUGACAGAUGAUGCGAAGCGAAAUGCCGCAGCCCACGGCCGUGACACGGAGCACAUCAUCGAUACCACGAAGGACGGACUGGAAACGUUGCGUGCCGACAUGCAGGAGUACAUCAGCCACCUAAGCGGCACUUCCGGGCAAGAAGAGGUCACGCAGACCUUGCUUGGAACUUUGGACACCUUCAGGGACGAGAUGGCUUCGCUGAUCGAUCGUGUCUCGAGCGAUUCAAGGUCGACGAUAGAGAGCCACAUGGAGUCACUGCGGGAUACUGUCAACUCCUCCAUGGUUCCAGCCACUCCACAAGUCAACCAGAAAGAGAUCAUCGAGGCUGUGCGAGAUGGCAUCGACAGCGUUCGUACUGAGCUGCGCCGACCUUUUGCUGGAGUUACCGACAUUCUGGACGCCCUCCACGAUGGCCUGACGGACCUGCGCAUCAGCAUCGACAAGGUUGCCAACCGGCCAGCGGACCUCACCGCUAACGACGAGAUUCUGGAUGCGCUGAAGUCCGGGCUUGACAAUGUUCGCUCGGAGAUUGAUGGUCUCCGGGAGCAACAAGACCAAAACGACAAGGCCUUGACAACAAUGCACGCUGGCGCCGUCGUCACAACAGAGAGUCUCAAACAGGACGACAUCAAAAACCUCGAGGUACUCAUCACUCAACUGCGCAUCAAGAUUGAGGCCAUGGAGCCUUCAAGCGUAGAUGCUGUGGCCAAGGGCGACCUUGCACGCAUGGAAGACAUGCUUCGCUCCUUGCAGGAGUCCGCAUCGAAGGAUGACAUUCUUCGUCUCGAAGACAUGCUUCGACUCGUCCAAGAAUCGGUCUCCAAGGAUGAGACUUCCCGUAUCGAGGAGGUCCUACUCAACGCUCAGGAUUCGGUGUCCAAGGAAGACGUGGCGCGCCUAGAGGAGGCAAUCCUGCACAUUCAGGAGUGGGUCAAGUCUAAAGAGAGUCCCGUCAGCACAGAUGCUGCCACAAAGGAGGAUGUCCAAGCUAUCGAGACCAUUCUGCGUAACACCAAAGGCCGAUUGGAUGACCUCAUUGAUAACGAACAGGCUGUGCGGAAGGAGCACCUUGACAGCCUCGAAAACACCAUGCUGGAAACCAGGGAGACUAUUAACCUCAUUACCACCCAAAUGGAUAGUCUCUCGAAGAAAGACGAUGUGACUGCCGUCGAGGCUCUCGUAACGCAGGUUGCCGCAGGCUUCGAGGAGAUGAAAGAGAGCGCCGCCAAACAACUUGAGGAUCCCGAGCGUGUUACCAAAACCGACGUCGAGGCCGUUGAAGCCGUUUGUCUCGACAUCAAGAACGUCUUUGACCAAAUGAUCAAGACAGACCUAGCCACACUUGCCAGCAAGGAAGACCUGAAAAAGACAGAAGCGGUCUUGGAGGAACUCAAGAAUCCUCUGGCGGGCUUGCAGGACGGACUACAAGAGGGUCUCAAGGCUCCGUUGAAUGAGUUGAAGACCGAACUGAAGACGCCGUUGGAAGGACUGAAAACUCCGCUUGAGGAUCUCAAGGCCAGACUCGACGCCCUCAUCGAAUCGCAUGACCAAGGAGGCGAAGACCGACAAGCCGAGAUUGUUGGCGUCAGCGAACGAGUCACUGAAGUGAAGACCUUCCUUGAGGAGUUUCAGGGCCUGAUAAAGAGCAAGCUCGAAGAGGGUGCCACAGGAAUCGAAACGCUUGCAAAGCUUUUCGAAGGCGUUUCAACAACCGUGGAGAACAACGCGACCGUCGGCCAGGAGCUGAGGGACCUCACCGACUUGAUGAAGCUGGAAUUUGAGGAGUCCAAGGCCGGUAUGGUCGGCGCCAAGUUGGAGUCAGACGAGAAGUUCCAGCAGACGACCGAAGCGCUGGCCACCAAGAUCGACGAGAAGGUCGCGGAGCUGAUGACCAAGUACGAUGAAUUUCACGUUGCUCUUGACGACCGCGCAAAGGCGGGAGAAGCCCGGGAUGCCAGCACUGAAGAGGCAGUUUUGGGCACCAGAGCCGUGGCCGAGGAACUCAAGUCCCUCGUCGAUACGCUUGGCGCUGCAGUCACCGACUCCAUGGAAAAAAUGGAGGAGGCGUCCAAGACAGUGUUCACCAAGGUUGAGGACCUCAUGACCAAGGCCGAGGAGAACCACACGGACGGCAAGGCAGACCACCAGCAGACUCGGGAUCACUUGAAGCAAGCUGUGGAGGCCGUUGAAGGCCUCCAAGGGCAGGUCGGAGAAAUUCAGCCCCAAAUCCUCGAGUCCGUCAAGGACAUCUUGACGAUUGUCGGUCAGCACUACGACUACGCCAAAAUCUCAACGAACGACAUUCAGAGAACCAUCGAAGACGCCAAACCAGUUGAGCUGGCACUCCCGCCGAUCCCCGAAAAGUACGACGACGCCGGUGUCCACGAGAAGCUCGACAAGCUUGUCGAGCACGCUGCGGUCCCGGUCGAGAAGUACGACGACGCGACUGUCCAGGAGAAACUGGACAAGAUUGUCGAGUAUACCUCGGUACCCGUGGAAAAGUACGACGACACUGGCGUCCACCAGAAGCUUGAUAAGCUCGUUGAGCAUUCUCAGGUACCUGUCGACAAGUACGACGACGCACCGGUGCACGAGAAGCUCGACAGAUUGGUUGAGCAUGUUUUGACUCCCAUUGAGAAGUACAAUGAUGCAGUGGUGCAGGAGAAGCUAGACAAGCUUGCCGAGCAACAGGCGCUGCUGCCAGUCGACAAGUACGACGACGGUAUCGUCCAGGAGAAACUUGACAAGCUUGCGGAACAACAAGCUCUGAUCCCGAUCGACAAAUACGACGACGCAGUAGUCCAGGAGAAGCUCGAUAUGAUUGCUGAACAGCAACUAUUGAUUCCGACCGAGAAAUACGACGACGCUGCGGUCCAGGAGAAGCUCAACAAGCUGGCCGAACAGCAAUCGCUGAUUCCGACCGAGAGGUACGACGACGCAGUGCUCCAAGAGAAGCUGGACCAGCUUGCCGAAAAGCAGUCUCUGAUCCCGACUGAGAAAUACGACGACGCAGUUCUUCGAGAAAAGCUGGACAAGCUUGCUGAGCAACAGGCGCUGGUCCCGACCGAAAAGUACGACGACGCGGCCGUCCACGGGAAGCUGGACGAGCUUGUCGACCAUAGCCAUGCAGCCGAGAAGGCAUUUUCUCAGCUCGACACACUCGAGAAGGUCCAUCAACAGGUCAUCCAGACCGCAGCAGACAUAUCCCUUUUCCUAUCAAAUCAAACCAAGAAAAUCAAGGAGGAGGAGGAGGACCGAGAGCAGGCCCUACAGGAAGUCACUCUUGACUUGGAGCGGAAACUGACUCUCAAGGAGCAAAUCGAGUCAAGCCUGCUAGAUCUGAAGCAGGAAGAAGAAAGGCUCAGAACUUCUGUUGUUGGGCUUCGUACGGAGCAAGAGAGCCUCAUCCGCCAGAAGACAAGGCUGACGGCCGAUGUCUCAUCCCUUGAGACCGCACUGCAUAUUCGUCGGGACGAACUCCACGACAUGGAAACUCGUGCCGAAGGCUUGGAGCGGCGCAUCCUGGAGGGUGUUAUGGACCAUUCUCGAGUCCUCCUUAUGUCCAAGGCGACCAAGGGCCGCGACGCUAUGAGCCGUAAACGUGUCCGAGACCAGAAGCCGGGCCAAGAGAAUGGGCCUCCCGAGAAGCCUGCAUCGCCCGCCGUCAACUUAGCGCUCUCUGCAAAACGCAACCUAAAGCCGCCUGCGCAGACGGGCGCUGCACGCCGCAUCCUGUCCCUUAGUCAAAUCACUAACAACGUCCCGACCGGCGGUGUUCAGCGCAGCCAAAGUGUGAGGACUGCUGGAGCCAAGGGUCAUCGAAAGUCCAGCUGGGCGGGUGGCUUUUCCAAGGGUUAUGGGGACCUCGACAAGGAGAACAUGUCAUUGAAGGAGACUGAGGAGGAAAAUUUGCCGAGUCCCGCGCCGGUGCCCGUGUCCCGUGCUGACCCGGUCGAUGUGGCAGAGUCUCUGGUGGGCAGUGAUGAUCCGAGCGACACGGAGACCUUGCGCCGUAGCAGUCACGGCAGCCGGGUCAGUCGUGGUAGUCGCGGCACGACGGUCGUUACCGAAAGCACCGACAACUACACUGGUGACGGGGACUACUCCGACUACUACGACGACAACCAGAGCGACCUGCAAAGCGAUCUCCAGAGCGAGUGGACAGAGAGCGUCGUGAGCUCAAACGUCAGCUCCAACAUGAGCUCUGAUCUUGGUUCAAAUCUGAGCCAGGAGACUCUCAACAAUGACGUCGUGCUGUACGGGGAAACGGCUUGA